CCCACUGGGAAGCAGUGUGGAGUCCGUUCUCUGCCCUCAGAGGGCUGCGCUCUGGUGCAGCGAGACAGCAGGGAGCGCGGAAGCUGCCCGAAGCCCAAGCAGGAAGAGCAGUAGUUGGGUCAGCAGCUCCGAGAGCCUCCAUGGCUGGGUUCCUCCUUGUCGCCGUCGUCAGGUGAGGAGAGACGCAGGCUCGCCCAGCUUGCGCCGACCUGGGGCCAGAUACUCCAGGCCAGGGCCACACAGCCUCAGUUCUGCUGGGGCUGCAGGAGAAGGUGUAACGGACACUGUCGUGUCACUGCGGCCCCCAUGAACUACUCCACAGGAAUUAGAGUCAGUCUUUAAAUCUUCACGGCAAACCCAUUUGAUAGAUGAGGACAUGUAAGGUCGCCGCCCAGGAAGCACCAAAGCAGGCGUUUGAAGCCAAGUCCUCUGACACCAAGGCCAACGUGGAGGUGCUAGUCAGUCUGUUUGUGAGGCUUUGGGUGGGUCGUUUCCCUUCUUUGGGCCCAUGUGGCUAUGAGGGUUUCAGAUGAGACUUCUGAGGGCCCUACCAGCUCUCACCCUGGCUGGUGCCACCUUGGUGACUAAGUGAUAACAUCUUUUGCACUUGGCCCCUGUGAGGUUCUCACCACGGUUCCCGUGAUGCAGUCUGGGUCAGGGCUGCCAAACCAGAGCAGGACUCUGUUCUCCACAGACUCCUGGACACUGGGGUGUGGUAGGCUGUGCCGAUCGUUCAUGGUACUCCCAAAGAGGGCCUUAGGGAACCCUGACAGCGAACUUCCGGAUGUGAUCCUUACCCAAGAGACAGAUGCAGGGACUGAAGGUAACACCAUGUGGAGGCAGGCCAGACACACUGCAGGGCUGUGCCUGUGGAGUCGGUCAGCAUCCCCCUUGUCACCCACCCCCUUGUCACCAAGAGCAUAUGGUUUCCCAGCUUACUUUUGCGGAGUUAUGUGCAUUCUCUCAUGUAAACCUCAGCCCCGCCUUUUGCAAGUGGGAAAACUAAAGCUUGGAGAGAGUUGAGGUACUUGCCCCAGAACUCCGUAGCUAAUCAGGGGUGCCUGUAACACCCUCCGGGGGGCCGCUGUCCCAGAUCCUGCUGACCAUUCAGCUUCCACAGGCUAGCCUGGGGGCAUUCACCUUGACGGCUGUCAGACGGAAACACCUGCCAGCAGGACGGCAUGAAGCAGUCCCCUUCGGCAGGGUAGUCCCUGCAGAGCCCACCGCCAUCCAGGUGACAGCUCAGGUGCAAGGGGAUGGGACGUGUCAGGGAGCAGUGGGGUUUACCUUGGCUUCUCAGCACCAUGCCCCGGGGGAGCAGUAACUCCCUAGUUUGUAGGCAUAAUGACUCUGUGGACAUCACUUCCAGAUCCCUGCAAAGGAUGUGCCCCAUUGACCCUCUGCACUAAGGAAGCCCAGAGCUGUGUCUUUUACGCAGAUGUCUCUUGUCCAGAUAAUUUACAGUUCGGGUUCAUUCUUACCCUAAGCAACAUUGCCUUAAAACAGUUGACAUUCCACUUUUAUCUGGUUUCCAAGGGAACAGAACUAGAAAGGUAACCAAAUGUCAGGUUCUGUAGGAGGGGAGAGGAUUUGUUACCCCUUCACUCUUACUGCCCUAACCCCUGGGGACAGAACUGAGUGUCUUUUCAGGAGGAAAAAAAAAACUUUUGAAAUUAUUUCCCAAAGCCAAGCCUUCUAAUAGUGACCCACAGUCAUCCAGAGAAGCUGAAGGGGCCUCAGCAGGCCCAUGCACACCAGCCGAGGUGCAGGGGAGACCACUCCAUGAACCCCAACAGUUCAGCCCCCCACAAAAUGGGAAGGCAUCUAGGACUGAGGGCCAGAGGCCCCCUGGCACCAGCUUCACAUGGCCCCCCCCCCCAAUACUGUGACAAGGAGAGGACAUUGACUCCAGCACUGAGGAGCAUCAGGAAGCCCGUGUGCUUGAGGUGACAGAAGAGUCCAGGCUCUACCUAGGCACCACCUGUGCCCUCCCUGCUGCCGGCCAUGUAGUCCCUGUCACCUCUGCCUUGUCACGCUGGAGCCUCCACAGCCCCCUUGUGAAAUAACCUGAGAUCUCUGUGGGCCGUGGCUCUGGUGGUCCACGUGGACACGGUGUCUGCCCUCACACGGAGGCCACGAUCCCUCCUCAGGAAGAGCUGGAAGGUGGCUCCCCCCUCCUCCCUGCAACCAAAGCUAAAAACUUGGGAGAACCUUCUUGCCUUGGAGAGCCCAGACACCCCUCCCCUCAUCAUCCCUCCGCUUUUUGCACCUCCUUACCCUAAUUCCCCAAGUCGCCCCAUUCAUCCGGGAAGCUCUACAGCUGGAAACCUCCAGUCCAGGGGCCAUGACAGCCAAGCGUCACGACUACAUUUAUGUCCGGACUGCGACACCAAAGCCGCCGCGGGUGCUUCCAGGAGCCCACAGCUGACGAGUCCCAGUGUAAAGGCACGGGACCCGAGACAACUGUGGGUGGCUGGGGCUGGACCCUGUCAGGAAUCAACAGGCAGAUGGCCAUACACCAGGCGAGGGCUCAAGACGGGAGCGCCCUGGGGCCCAGAUGGCAAAGGCUGCGUGCACAGCACUUCUCCCCUGAGUUCCCGAGUCUGCUGUCCUGACGUCUCCCACACGACGGCUGAGCUCAGUCCCCACCUCUGCCCCUGCACUCUGCGCCUCGCCUGGCCUCCCGGACACCCAUCCUUGACGUGCUUCCCGGGAUCGUGGCCACGUGGGGCCACCAAGUGGCCACUCUCCAGAUAACACGAGAAGAGCCAUAUCCGUAGCCUCCCUCUCCCCCUUCAUCUUUGGGUCCACCUCACAUCCUUACCUUUGAAUUCAAGAGUUGUUUGCCUCUGGCUCAAAGUGGAGUCUGUCAGGAAGGUCACGGACAUCCACUGAGGGGCUACUUAACCCCGUAACACGGAGCCUGUGUCCGCCACUGCCCGGCGGCCUCUUGGAAAGCGCGAUGCCCUGAAUAACCCAGUUACACUGCCAUACGUGUCAGUAUCUGAAAUAGGAUCGUGGAAGUGUACUUCGUGCUCACAGUGACCGUUUUCACCCCUCCCCGCGGAAGGAAGCAGGACGGCUGUGCUUUUCACACGCGGAGGACUUCCAGAAGCUGCGUGGUGGGAACAGCUACCUGCAACUGCAUAAUGAAAGCAUUUCUCAAAGCCCCCCUCCCCGCCCAAGAACAGAUUGCUGCGUUAAUAAAGGCAUCAUGGGUAUCACCCAUGUCCUGGUCCCUGUCGAGCAGCAGGUGACAGCCCUGUCCUUGAAAAGGGAUGGCAGGUCUUGACUGAGUGCUCAGGGCUCUUCUGGCCGGCAACCUCCGGCCCUGGCGCCGUGCGCUCUGAUUCAUGCUGGGAGCGGCCGGGCUGGCGGCGCUCAGCCGAGCCUGGGGCCGGGGACGGAACGGGAAGGUGGGGACUGAAGAGGACCGGCGUGGGCACCGGGGCCAGGAGAGGCAUUACAGGAGGAGGAAGUAUGUCCUUGGCCCCGGGCCCCAGGGACUCCGGGAGCGGCCCAGAGGGAGCCACACAGCCAAACUGUAGCGUGUGAUGUACGAAGUGUCCCUACCUUGGGGAUGGGAAUGGGGGAGUUUCCCCAGCCCAGGCGUGAGGCUGGCCGAGACAUUGGCAUUAUCAACUCCCGUGAGAUCACAGAGGGGGUUGCGCAGGCCCCGCCCGCCUCCCCCGCAGCUCUGGUUCUGGCUGCCCCUCGCCAGGCCCCCAGGUGCCCCCGGGGAGCUGCUGGCCAGGGGUCAGGGGUCUGUGGGAGCUGAGGGCUGGCACCUCCCACGCUCCCCCGGGAACCAUCAGGACAUGAGGGUCAGAGGCCUCCCUCUUCCUCCUGUUCCUGUUUGUCCCGAAUGCCCCCACCCCGGCCGUGCUGGGCCCCAGGCCCUGACCUUCUCAAGGAGCCAAUCUGAAAAGAUGCAGGCUGGUGGCAGCCGCCCCACAGAGCGGAGGCCAGGUGUGCGAGGGUGAGUGGGGGGGCCGCUGGGUGCCAAAGGUGCACAGCUCAGGAGUGAGGCCCCCGGCCUGGCGGGAGGGGGCGUACUUAGGAGCCCCGGCUCUGCCCCUCCUCUCUUCUGCUUCCUGGACUCCGUCUAGACCAGGCCACGAGCCCCCUCAAAUUAGCUGUGCAUGUGUGGAGGCCAUCUGUGGGAGGGGCCGAAGCUUUCAUGGGUCAGGGAGCCCCUGCCCUAAAUCCCUCAGGCGCAGCCCUGACUGGUUCACAGCCUCGGCGAGGCUCACCCCAGCGUCGUCGGAGCAGGCGGGGAGGAGCCCUGGGUGACGGCUUCCUCUCCAAAGGCCCCUUGAAAAGGUUCCCCUGGGGCCGGGAGGGAGUAGUCAUCUCUGAUGGGCAGGAAAUCCGCAGCUUUUCCUCCCGCCUGUGGCCUGGUGGGGGGAGGACAGGAGGCCUGCGGCCCAGAAGGGGAUGCGGCGCGGCCCUGAGAGCGGAGUCUGAGGGGCCCCUCUACACCCCCUCGGUCUUCCCUGCAGUGGAAUGGAGGGGCAGGCCCGCACGCCCUGUUGUCUGCCUCACCGCUGACUCCCCUUUCCUGUCCUAGGCCUUGGGUGGGUGGCAGGCCCCUUUCGGCGGGCCCUCUACCGUCCCUCCCUCUCUCUGGCCCUGCCCAGCCCCUGCCCAUGUGUGAACCUCCCAGGAGCCUCGGCAGCCCGAGACCCAGGUCGGCCCCAGGAGGAACAUCCCAGAAGCCCUUCUGAGGGAGACCUCUCCAGAGACCCCCACCCCAGGAAGAGAUCACGGCAAACCCAGGUGCAGGAGCCCCUCAUGGAGCCCCCAGACAAGCAGCCCCCACAAGAGCCCCCCGGGGACGAGUCCCCGCCUGAGGACUCGGGCCUCCAGACAGCACCCAGCACGCACAUUCUCUAUGUGGGCCACCUGAACCCCCAGUUCUCGGUGCCUGUGCUCACCUGCCUGCUCCGGGACGCCCUGGAGCGGCUGGAGCUGCCGGUGGCCCGCGAGCACAUCGAGGUGGUGAGGCGCCCACGGAAGGCCUGUGCGCUGGUGCAGGUGGCCGCCCACGAGGCCACGCUGGCCUCCCUCCCCUGGCGCCUGCAGACAGCCCUGGAGGAGCACCAGAUCCCCGAGGAGCUGGCGGCCCGUGGCAAGGAGCUGGUGCUGGCCAAGGGCCCGGGGCCCUGGAGCCGCAAGGCGGAGAAGGACAGCCGCCCGAGCCCCCGCCCCAACCCCAGACCCACCCACAGCACCCCAGGGCGGGCCCUGCAGAGGUCCCGGGGCCAGCCGGGUGGCACGCGCUCCGACAGCGCCAUCGUGCACCAGGAGAUAACGGGCCAGGAGCGCCUCUUCCAGGGCGCCUUCCUGGGCAACGAGACGCGCAGCGUGGAGUUCAAGCGCGGCGGCGGCGAGUACCUGAGCCUGGCCUUCAAGCACCACCUGCGGCGCUACGUGUGCGCCUUCCUCAACAGCGAGGGCGGCAGCCUGUUCGUGGGCGUCGAGGACAGCGGCCUGGUGCAGGGCGUGCGCUGCAGCCACCACGACGAGGACCGCGUGCGCCUGCUCGUGGACUCCAUCCUGCAGGGCUUCCAGCCCCAGGUCUUCCCCGACGCCUACACGCUCUCCUUCAUCCCGGUGGUCAGCACCUCCGCCUCCGACGCGCCGCUCAAGGUGAUCCGCCUGAGCGUGCACGCCCCCAGGGCCCAGGCCGAGCCGCAGCUCUACGAGACCGACCAGGGGGAGGUGUUCCUGCGGCGGGACGGGAGCAUCCAGGGCCCGCUGUCCGGCCACGCCAUCCAGGAGUGGUGCAGGCAGAGUGUCUCUCUCCAGGACGGACAACACAUUUCUCUCCUCUUCGGCAUCUUCCAUGUCGCCCUGCCCAACCGCCUCGCGCAGCAGCUCAGUCAGGAAUUCACUGAUCUUCCUUCCUCUCCCUUACUGAAUUUAUGGUCUAGCCAUAAGCAAAACCACUAAAGACUAAAAGGAAAAGAACCCAGUUCCUGGUACAGCCCGGCUCCCUGUGUGUGACAGGCCCGGUAUCCUUCCCUCCUAGGCCUUACCAGGGCCAGGUCCCAGCUGAAGGUAAGUUCGUCACCAGGUCACCCACCCACCUGGGGACCCGAGUGGGCGACGGAUUGUGGCCGGGAGAGGGUUCAGGGUGCCCAAAGGGCCAGCUCUAGGGCGGCGGGUGGCUAGGACAGCACCUGCCAGGGGCUCAGGAGCCAGAACUAAAGGGCAUGCAGCCUGGACUGGCCACCACGCCCUCCGGUAAGUGGGAGGCGGCCUCUCGGAAACGUCUACAAGGAGCCCAAUCCCAACAGUAAGCUGGCCGCGGGAGAGCCACUCGUCCCUUGUGGAGCCAGACUGCUUUCACGUUCCUCAGGAUGCUUGGUUUCUUUUUCUUACAACGUCUAAGGUCUUUCUGAAAACCUCGUGUUUGUCAGCUGGGCUACAGAGACGAGAGGGGCUGUGUGGGCUCUUCCGUCGGUGGCCCCAGUGAGCCUCGCCCCCGCAGUCGCACUGUGUGGUCCCCUCUCCCACCAGCUGCGCUGGGCCUUGGGACACGAGCAAGCUUGGUAAGUGCCUGCACACCGGGCCUGUCAUUUUGGAAGCCAGUAGGUCGCCUCGCUGUGACAUGCCUCGGCUGAAUGAGUGAAUGAUGAGUCUUGCUCCGUGGAGAGAACCAUCUGGAGGUCCCUGCUGGGCAGAACUGAAUGCACGGCAGGAUGAUCUGAUGCACCACAGGGAGCAGAACCCCAGCCAGCCAAGUCCACUCACCCCACGGCACUCUGAGACAUGAUGAAACGCUGAUGGAAGCCACAGGGCCUUCGGGUGGCCUGGAGAGUUGGCGAGGCACAGAGAAUUUCCUAUCUGCCAGGCACCGUGCUGGGACUAUUUACAUGCAUUAUUUCAUUCGGUUCUUACGACCACGAGAAGGAGGUACCGCUAUCACCCCAUUUUACAGAAGACACAGAAGCCAGAAAGGCUAAGUAACUUAUCUAAAAUCACCCCCCAUAAGGGAGGGUCAGAAGCUGGGCCCAGGUCUGACCAGCUCCGGGGCCCAAGUUCAUAGAACUGCACAGCCUCACGCAGGCCAGAGUUUCCUCGCUCAGCCAGCUCAGGGAUGGUGGCCAUGGUGAUGGGCGGGCGGGCAGCUCCGGAGCUGGAAAUGCAGGGGCAGAGAGCCAGGCUGCGUGCUCGGCUGUGACCCCUCCUUCCUGAGGUCUGCGCAGAGGAGUGGAACUUUCCCUCUGUACACACGGCACUUCCCCUCUGCCGUGCCCCACAAGGUACCUCAAAGCCAGGCCUGGCCUUCUCCAGGGCCCCCGGUCACCCAGUGGGCGCCAGGCUUCACUCCCUCCAGGAAACACUUCAGCAAGGAUUUAACAAGGUUUUUAAUGAACACUUACCUUGCCAUCCCAGCACAUUUCUUGAAAAUUCAACCACUGCCAACUGCAUCCCUAAGCACACACC
Molecule: messenger RNA, 7455 nt
Organism: Mirounga angustirostris (Northern elephant seal)
Lineage: Eukaryota; Metazoa; Chordata; Mammalia; Carnivora; Phocidae
Gene: SLFNL1
Product: schlafen like 1
Exons: 5
Coding region: 4795-5955 (386 amino acids)
Source: RefSeq, a predicted model, not a curated record